AUGAAUAAUGAUGUCGUUGAAAAGAAGAAAUACACAAGAGAAGAAAUAGCUCAACGUAUUAUUGACAAUGGCGAUCUGCUUGUUAUUCAUUCAAAUAAAAUCUAUCGACUCAAUGCUUGGAUUAAACAUCAUCCAGGCGGUGACAUGGUUAUUUUACAUAUGGUUGGAAAAGAUGCAACUGAUGAAAUAAAUGCAUAUCAUUCAGAUCAUAUUUUACGUACAAAAUUGCCAUUAUUCUAUUUUGGAGAUGUCGAUACUGAAAAUUGUGACGAUUUUAAAUCACUGAUUCCACCAGUUCAAUGUGAUUAUAAUAUCAAAGAUAUCAAUAAUAAUCGUCUUUUAACACCAGAGACUUUAUUAAAUUAUAAUAAUGAAAAUAUGAUUCAAGAUUCAGUUGAACAUAAACAUAUCAUUGAAGCAUAUAGACAACUUUAUUCUAAACUUCGAUUUUUAGGUUUAUUUGAUUGUAAUUAUUUUGAGUACGGUCGAGAAUGUAUACGUUAUUUUAUUCUUGCAUUUCUUGCUAUUUAUUUUUUUGUAACGGCAACUAAAGCUUGGCAUUAUAAUAUAUCAGCUGUAUUUCUUGGUGCUUUUUGGCAUCAAUUAACAUUCACAGCGCAUGAUGCUGGUCAUUUAGCUAUAACACAUUCAUAUCGUAUUGAUUCAUAUAUUGGAAUUUUUAUUGCUAAUGUAUUAGGUGGAAUAUCAAUUGGAUGGUGGAAAUAUCAUCAUAAUAUUCAUCAUCUCGUAACAAACUCACCGGAACAUGAUCCAGACAUUCAGCAUUUACCAUUUUUUGCUGUUACACCACGUUUCUUCCAAUCAGUUUAUUCAACAUAUCAUAAACGUAUUUUAUCAUAUACAUGGGCUGCAUCAUGUAUAAUUCGAUUUCAGCAUUUCAGUUAUUACAUAAUAAUGUGUUUUGCUCGUUUUAAUUUACAAAUUCAAUCAUAUAUUUAUCUUUAUAAACGUACAAAUGGACCAUAUCGUUAUGUUGAAAUUUUUGCAUUAUUAAUCUACUGGUAUUGGUUUUUAUAUGUAUUAUGGGUUAUUCCAACUUAUACAGAAUCUUUCAUUUAUUUAAUGCUAUCUUAUGCAGUAACAAUGCCAUUACAUGUUCAGAUAACACUUUCACAUUUUGGUAUGUCAACUGAAGAUUUAGGACCAAGUGAGUCAUUUCCAGCAAAAAUGCUUCGCACAACAAUGGAUAUUGCAUGUCCAACAUGGUUGGAUUUUUUUCAUGGUGGUUUACAAUAUCAAGCUGUUCAUCAUUUAUUUCCACGUAUGCCAAGACACAAUUUUCGUAAAGCAAGUUAUUAUGUCAAACAAUUUGCUGAUGAAGUUGGUCUUACUUAUCAUGUAUAUGGUUUUGCAAGUGGAAAUAUGAAAGUAUUAAAUGUAUUAAAAGAUGUUGCCAUGCAAAUAAAACUUAUGCGUGAUGUUGCAGUGACAAGCAAUAUUUAUACAGAUCAUUAA
Messenger RNA from Adineta steineri, 1476 nucleotides. Lineage: Eukaryota; Metazoa; Rotifera; Eurotatoria; Adinetida; Adinetidae. The record is from the annotation of a GenBank genome assembly.